Molecule: messenger RNA, 765 nt
Organism: Alternaria postmessia
Lineage: Eukaryota; Fungi; Ascomycota; Dothideomycetes; Pleosporales; Pleosporaceae
Gene: KPR4
Product: Ribose-phosphate pyrophosphokinase
Exons: 2
Coding region: 1-765 (254 amino acids)
Biological process (GO): chromosome segregation
Cellular component (GO): Ndc80 complex
Source: RefSeq, a predicted model, not a curated record
AUGACGACCUUCGAGCCCUCACUCAGCACCACCAUGCGCGCUUCCUCGCACGAUGCGCCGUCCAUGGCCGACCAACUACCCAGCAUCAAUUUCGGAUUCGACGACUUGCGCAGUCGCAUGAACCAGUUCACUACACGAUUUGACGCCUUUAUCGAGAAUGGGCGAAGACGAGUGCUCGAAGAACGCAACCAGUUUCGCAUGAACGUUGCAGAACUCCAUGAGGAUCAACGCAUGAAGAAGCGCGACAUCGAGAUUCUCGAACUCAAGACAGCCCAGCACAGCCAGACUCUUUCCAAGGAAUCCCAAGAAACAUCUGAGAUGCAAGAGGCCAUCUCCGCCCUUACCCUCCAGCGCGACGAGCGCCUAGCGCAUCGCGACAGCCUCCGCACACAGAUUGCUGAAGUGCAAAAGACCAUCUCCGCACGUCGCGAAGCCCAACUCAAGCACCGCAGAUACCUUGAUGGCCAGAGCCGGUACAACGAGCCGGAACUCGACUUCUGGGAAAACUAUCUGGGAUUGAGAAUCGAGGGACUUGGCAAGGACGAUCGACUCAAGUUUGUGUAUACCAACGUCGACGAGCGAGAGUGGGAUCGCGAGGCAUGGUUUGAGCUAGACACUAGCGAACGCGACUACAGAGUGUUAGAGAUGCGGCCCAAGGUUGAGCGCGAAGAAGUCGAGACGGUUGUGGAGAGACUAAACGAGACACGCGAUCUAGCAGGCUUCCUAAAGGGCAUGCGCAAGUUAUUCGUGGAAGCUUGCAAGUGA